AUGGCGGGCCUCAUGGUGAGCCCGAGUCGCUAUGUGGCGGCCAUCGUCGUCUUCCUCCUCAUCUUCAACAUGUACCUUUUCAACCGAGUCAUCCGUCUCAACACGCAAAAUGAAGCCCUUGAGAUGUCCCUACAUACUGCUAUCCCCGCCGCGAUCACCUCCAAGACAGAUCCCGCCACUGUAACGGUAACUGCCACCGUGACGGCUACAAAGACCCUAAAUGCCGAGAAGACCGCAAACGCGCCCGCGCCCGCAGGCGACACAGAAACCGGCACAGGCAUCAAACCCCUCCUCGCACACGAAGCGUCUCCUACGUUCCCCGCGAAGAUCUGGCAUAAAUGUGGCCCAAAGGGUGUCAGCGAGCAAGCCCAGAAGUUGAUGAAGCUAUGGCUCGAAAAGAACCCCCACUUCCGCCAUGAGCUGCUCACCGACGACAGCGCCGACCAAUAUGUUCGCGAAAACUACGCCGACUGGCCCGACGUGCUCGAAACAUACAUGGCCCUGCAAGUGCCCAUCCUCAAAGCCGACUUCCUCCGCGUCCUCAUCCUCUACGCCGACGGCGGUAUCUGGAGCGACCUCGACGUCCAAGACGAAGUUCCUGUAUCCGGCUGGAUUCCCGAGAAGUACACCAAGGACACGGAACACCCGGUCAACGUUGUCGUGGGUAUUGAAUUCGACGGAUGGCAGUUCACCAGCUGGACGGUCAUGGCCAAACCGCAUCUUUUGCAUUUCAAGAAUGUCAUCGAGUAUGUCGUUAAGCAGCUCAAGACCACGGCGAUAGAAAACCAUGUCUCUCUGUCACAAAUCACCAAGGCCAUGGUCGGUGAAGUGGUAGCCGUUACAGGCCCGCAGGCUAUCACGAUGGCACUGCUCCAGAGCGUCUCCGAGGAGACUGGCCAGGAUAUCACGAAACAACACAUUCAUCAGCUGAAGGAGCCAAAGCUCAUCGGCGAUAUCAUGGUCCUACCACAAGCCGCCUUUGCCGCGUUGCAGGGCGGCAACCCAACGGAUCAGGGCCCGUACCUGGUAUCACAUCAGUAUGCCGGGUCAUGGAAGAACGAGGUCGGUGGAGAGGAGGGUCAGAAUGCGCCAAAGACACAGCAAACCGCGGCCUCUUCAUGA
Messenger RNA from Aspergillus mulundensis, 1122 nucleotides. RefSeq names its product glycosyltransferase family 32 protein. Bases 1 to 1122 code for a protein of 373 amino acids. Lineage: Eukaryota; Fungi; Ascomycota; Eurotiomycetes; Eurotiales; Aspergillaceae. Gene Ontology annotation, cellular component: mannan polymerase complex. Gene Ontology annotation, molecular function: alpha-1,6-mannosyltransferase activity. The record is from RefSeq and is a predicted model, not a curated record. Gene Ontology annotation, biological process: protein N-linked glycosylation. The transcript has a single exon.